AUGCCAGUGGAAGCACUAGCCGUUGCUAAUGCAAACCUGCCCAUCGCCCGCUUGAUAUCCAUUCCAGAGCUUUUCGCUUUCAUUGUACAUUGCGCGCUGGACGUCUAUCCUCCUCUGGUUCAGCAGAGACUCGGCGCCGCAGUGGUGGUCUCGCAUGUCAGUUACGCAUGUCGACUUCUUUGCCUCAGCACACCGACACUCUGGGCUCGGCAGAUCGGAAAGUUGCCGACUGCUACCAGAGAGUUCCUUGCACGCUCGAGCAAAGCCGAACUCGAUAUCCACUGGGCCUCCUGGAAUCCGUCGCUCGCCUCGCUUGGGCCUUCCUCCAUUCCUUCCAUUCAGCCCUCUUGCGUAAGAAGCCUCCGUUGGGGAGGGUCCUCCGGUGAGCCUCCAGAGACACAUGGAAAUGCGGCGAUUUUGCACGGCAUCCUCUCGGGUGCCUUGCCGAAUCUCCGUUCGCUCGACUUCUACGGCAUAUACUGGAGGCGGGACUUUGCACCGAGACAACUGGAUAUUCUUGAUGUCCCGCAGCUCGCGCUCCUACGCUUGUAUUCUGUCUCUCUUGGACAGACUCUAUUGCGCUUUAAUGCGCCCGCAUUGAAAUCGCUGUCAAUUCGCCAAACUCCACUAUCCUUAUCGAGUGUGGUGAACAUAUUGCAGCUAGCACCUUUACUGGAGACAUUGGACCUGGAUCUAGGUGUUAUCGAAAUCGACAUCGGGCGACACCAGAUAUCGCCUCUCACUAUCACACUUCCUCACCUUCACGAUGUCUACAUAUACACUGCUCCCCGAUUCAAAGCCGCGGAGCUUUGCGAACAGCUCUUGAACAUGCUCGUCAUGCAAACCAGAAGCUUAAAAAUCCAGACAGAAACACAGUGGACGGAUAGUCUACUGACGAUUGGUCUUCGCCAUGCACUAGCGCGCGGGAUACCAGCUUGUCUCUACAUUAAGCCCCCUCUUCAAUUCUAUGCCCUCGAAGAUGAUAUACCCUUCGAGAAGGCCCCGGACUUCGAUUGCCAGGACGUGCUCGCAUCACUGAGUUCGAAAUCACAGCAAACGAUCGAGCACCUACAUUGGGUCUGGUCUGCGCUUCCGCGCGUAGCAACACCAACGGAUGGCGCAUUUUCCUAUAUCGUGACACUAGUGCUGCAUACCUGCUAUGCUGCGGCCGUAUCGGAUGUGGAUACGCGCUCGCUCUUCUGUGCGCUUCCCCAGAUCGAGACGUUUUGGGUUAUCGAUCAAAACGUUCGUAUGGGAUAUCGGCGAGAAAGCACCCUCGUGUACGACUGCUUCAUCGACGCCCUGAUGCCGGGUUCAACCACCAGUGCGCUUGAGCAAACACCAUUCACGCGCCUUCGCUAUCUCGGACUCGGGUUAUCAACGAACGAGCCCGCUCAGCUUUUGACGUCAAUCCAUCGUGUUUUGGUCUGA
Molecule: messenger RNA, 1431 nt
Organism: Peniophora sp. CBMAI 1063
Lineage: Eukaryota; Fungi; Basidiomycota; Agaricomycetes; Russulales; Peniophoraceae
Source: the annotation of a GenBank genome assembly